Lichtheimia ornata is the source of this 483-nucleotide messenger RNA. Its product is annotated as ribosomal RNA large subunit methyltransferase J. The transcript has 2 exons. The coding region runs from base 1 to 483 and encodes 160 amino acids. Gene Ontology annotation, biological process: RNA methylation. The record is from RefSeq and is a predicted model, not a curated record. Gene Ontology annotation, molecular function: rRNA (uridine-2'-O-ribose)-methyltransferase activity. NCBI's taxonomy places the organism in Eukaryota, Fungi, Mucoromycota, Mucoromycetes, Mucorales, Lichtheimiaceae.
AUGCAGCGUGCAUGGUAUUCAUCCAAAGCUUGGCUUCAGCGACAGGCACGCGAUCCCUAUGUGAAGGCUGCCAAAUCCAAUCAAUUCCGAGCAAGAAGUGCAUUCAAGCUUAUCCAACUUGAUCAAAAGUAUAAACUCAUACGACGAGGCAACGUCGUGGUGGAUGUUGGUGCUGCACCUGGUGGAUUCACUCAAGUAGCUGUUAACAAAGGUGCCACAGUGAUUGGUGUGGAUUUACUUCCCAUUGAACCUAUUCCACAUGCACAUUUGAUACAAGGCGACUUUACACAACCAUCAAUACAAAAGACCAUCAUGGAUGCACUCCAAGGACGACCAGUGGAUCUCGUAUGUUCAGAUAUGGCUCCAAGCUUCUCGGGUAAUCAUACAGCAGAUCAUGCAAGAUCCAUGGAACUUUGUGAAGCAGUAUUUGCAUUCGCUGAAACAGUACUUGCUCAUAACGGCUCAUUGGUAACCAAGGUAUGA